Messenger RNA from Ceutorhynchus assimilis (cabbage seed weevil), 1301 nucleotides. The record is from the annotation of a GenBank genome assembly. Lineage: Eukaryota; Metazoa; Arthropoda; Insecta; Coleoptera; Curculionidae.
CAAACGAAAAAUCAAAGUCAACCUUGCUGGUGUUAAAUGUGGGGAGGCGAAGUAUAAAAGCAAAAGAAUGGACAAGGCGCGGCUGUUUACCACUUUGUGCUUUGUUUUCAUUUCUUGUGGUUGUAGUUCAGCAUGAAGCUUUACGUGCUGCUUUCAGCAGUACUAACUAUAGCUUCUGCACAAUCCAGUGGAUAUGCCAGCGGAAACAAUCGUCCCUACACAACUCCAAUACCAAUUUUGAAGCAAAUUGAUAAGCAUAAUGAAGAUGGAUCCUAUAGUUACGGUUAUGAAAAUGCUGAUGGUACUUACAAAAUAGAAACCAAAUAUCAAACCGGUGAAGUUUUCGGAAAGUACGGAUAUAUUGACGAUACUGGAAAAUUGAGAGAAAUUGAAUAUGGAGCUAGCCAACGUGGUUUUGAACCUGCGGGAACUGACGUCACCGUUGCUCCGCCAACAUUAAGUCAAAAUCCAGACGCCACUUUACGUCCCUUAGGCCCCAACGAAGAAGACGACGGUCAAUACCGUGAAGACCCUGCAGUUUAUUACAACACCGACCCCAAUUAUGUACCAAAAGAACCUGAAACAUACAAUUCUUAUUCUCGUCCUUCAUUUGAAAUGAACUAUACUCCUACCACCUAUACCCAGCCGGCUUAUACACCUCCUGCUCCUAGACCAACUUAUGCGCCUAGCUACGCGCCAGCAUACAAUCCACCAACUCCAGCACCUGUGUACAAUCCACCCCAAUAUAACAGUUAUUAUAAUAAUAGAAUCAAUAAUCCCACUCCUCAAUAUAAUAAUAAUUACAAUAAUUAUGCUCCUCAAAGGUCCUAUUGGAACCCUUCACCACCAUCUCAUCCUGGGUACAAUAUGUUCCAAGGACAUCCUGCUACAAAUAUCGAUAUCUGGUCUGGAAGUUAUACAGUCAAUUAUAGAAGAUAAUGUGAAAGCACAAUGUUGAUUUUUAAUGUAAAUAAAUAAGUUUUAAUAGACGUGAAGAAUAGAUGUAUCUACUUUGUCAGACCAACUGAUAGAUUAUUCUUUAUAGCAAAUUCUCCAAGAAAUAUUGUACUGACUAUUGAAUACAGGAUGGCGUAGGUAUACAAUUUUUUUAUUCAUUUAUGGUUUCAAGUAAUUAGUUUUUAUAAAUUUCAAAAAAUCAUAAUUUUUUUUAUCUACGUCAUCACUUGCCGUAGAAUAAGUUAAUUUUUGCCUUAUUUAUAUGUCGCAACUUAAAUUAUUUGUAAUACAAUAUUGUGAUACAAAAAUAUCAAUAAAAAUAUAUACAAAGUAUUCUGUUUCAA